Octodon degus (degu) is the source of this 1596-nucleotide messenger RNA. RefSeq names its product KIAA1147 ortholog (gene Dennd11). Bases 7 to 1248 code for a protein of 413 amino acids. The transcript is spliced from 9 exons. NCBI's taxonomy places the organism in Eukaryota, Metazoa, Chordata, Mammalia, Rodentia, Octodontidae. Gene Ontology annotation, cellular component: cytoplasm. The record is from RefSeq and is a predicted model, not a curated record.
UUCGCCAUGGUGGAGCAGGGCGACGCGGCGCCGCUGCUGCGCUGGGCCGAGGGCCCCGCUGUGUCCCAGCCGCAGGGCCCGGAACUGCACGCUGGAGGCCGGGGUCGAGCAGGCGGCGGGGGCGCACGGCCGGCGGCUGAGCCGCCCCGGAGGCGGGAACCCGGGGAACCGGCUCCCCCCGAGGUGCUGUUGCAGCCCGGGCGCCUGGAGCUGGGCGACGUGGAGGAAGACCAGGUAGUGGCCGUGUUUGUGGUCACCUUCGAUCCACGCUCGGGAAACAUGGUAGAAUGGUGUUUACCUCAGGAUAUUGACCUGGAAGGCGUCGAGUUCAAGUCUAUGGCCAGUGGGUCCCAUAAAAUCCAGUCUGAUUUCAUCUAUUUUCGCAAGGGGCCCUUCUUCGGCCUGGCCUGCUUUGCCAACAUGCCUGUGGAGAGCGAGCUGGAGCGCGGUGCCAGGAUGAAGUCCGUGGGCAUCCUGUCUCCUUCCUAUACCCUGCUCUACCGGUACAUGCACUUCCUGGAGAACCAGGUUAGGCACCAGCUGGAGAUGCCGGGACAUUACUCUCAUCUGGCUGCGUUCUAUGAAGACAAGAAGGGAGUGCUCCACGUGGGACCCGGGAGAGGCAGCAGCCUGCCCCCGGUCUACUGGCUGCCUUCCAUCCACCGCUACAUGUAUCCCGAGAUGAAGAUCACACACCCUGCUGGCUGCAUGUCUCAGUUUAUUAAGUUCUUCGGAGAGCAGAUCCUCAUCCUCUGGAAAUUUGCCUUACUCCGGAAGCGUAUUUUGAUAUUUUCUCCCCCGCCCGUGGGCGUCGUGUGCUAUAGAGUGUACUGCUGCUGCUGCCUGGCCAACGUCUCACUGCCUGGCAUCGGGGGCACCAUCCCCGAGUCCAAGCCCUUCUUCUAUGUGAAUGUGGCCGACAUUGAGAGCCUGGAGGUAGAGGUGUCCUAUGUGGCCUGCACCACAGAGAAGAUAUUCGAGGAGCAGAUGUUGUUAUACUCCCAGGAGCUGGAGGAAGACUACAACCCUUGUGAAGAGGACCUCUUUGUGCUGUUUUUCCUGGAGCAGAACAACCGGAUAUUUCAGACUCUGUUGGAGGUGUCUGCCAGUCAGGACAAAACUCUGACAGCAGAACACGCCCGCGGCAUGGGCCUGGACCCGCAGGGAGACCGGAGCUUUCUUAUGGACCUGCUGGAGGCCUAUGGCAUCGAUGUCAUGCUGGUCAUUGACAAUCCUUGUUGCCCAUAGGAAGAGUGACACGGGAUUGGUGAGCCACUCGCCUAGGAUGACAGCAGCCUGGAGUGUACCCCAGGCCCCAUCAGCCUGGUUUUUAAUUAAGUGGACACAAAGGAAGAUUGUUUAUAACUUUCCAACAAAUGUGAUUUUUGCAAAUUCCUUUCUUCCCUUCUUGUCUAGAGGUAAGGUAAGAUGGCCUCGAUUUCGCAGCUCGCUUUGGUAGCACGUGGGAAUCAACAUUGUCUCCCAGAGUGGCUGGUCUUGGGGUUUGGUCUUAAGAGGUCUGUCUCUGGGAGUGAGCCAAGCCCUGGAAACUUUGGGGUGACUGCCAGAAAGUCUUUGUCCCUCAGUGCAUUCUGG